Scophthalmus maximus (turbot) is the source of this 1381-nucleotide messenger RNA. The record is from the annotation of a RefSeq genome assembly. NCBI's taxonomy places the organism in Eukaryota, Metazoa, Chordata, Actinopteri, Pleuronectiformes, Scophthalmidae.
AUGCUAAAAAUCCUUAUUCCAACGCUUGUUAUGUUACCUACAACUUGAUUAACACCCCCCAAGUGAUUGUGACCUGCAACCCUGGCUCAUAGCUUCGUCAUUGCCCUCGCCAGCCUUACUUGAUUUUGUACACCGACAGAAGCAGGAUGGACAUCGCUUAACCUUUAUAUGGCCACUGACCCCCUUUCUACGCCCCUCUUAACCCUUACCUGUUGGUUAUUACCACUUAUGCUUCUUGCUAGUCAAAAUCAUACAAUAGCAGAACCCAUUGCCCGCCAACGGGUAUAUAUUAUGCUAUUAAUUACCCUCCAAAUUUUUUUAAUUUUAGCUUUCAGUGCCUCCGAACUGAUUAUGUUUUACGUAAUAUUUGAAGCUACCCUUAUCCCAACACUGAUUAUUAUCACACGAUGGGGUAAUCAAACGGAACGCCUUAAUGCAGGAAUUUAUUUUCUAUUUUAUACAUUAGCGGGCUCCCUCCCUCUUCUAGUUGCCCUCCUCCUCCUUCAAAACUCGUCAGGCACCCUUUCUCUUAUUACCCUUUCAUUCACCGACCCCUUACCUCUUUUAUCAUAUGCAGAUAAACUUUGAUGAGUCAGCUGUCUUUUAGCCUUCCUGGUUAAAAUACCUUUAUAUGGUGUACACCUCUGGUUACCCAAAGCUCACGUUGAAGCCCCUAUUGCAGGCUCAAUAAUCCUCGCCGCCGUCCUAUUGAAGCUAGGUGGUUAUGGUAUAAUGCGAAUGAUACCCCUACUAGCCCCUCUAACUAAGGAACUUAGUUACCCAUUUGUUAUUUUUGCCCUCUGGGGUGUAAUCAUAACAAGCUCAAUUUGCCUCCGCCAAACAGAUCUAAAGUCACUAAUCGCUUACUCCUCAGUCAGCCACAUGGGCCUUGUUGCAGGAGGUAUCCUUAUCCAAACACCCUGGGGAUUUUCAGGAGCACUUAUCCUAAUGAUUGCCCACGGCCUUACCUCAUCAGUCUUGUUUUGUCUUGCCAACACAAGUUACGAGCGAACCCACAGCCGCACUAUGGCCCUAGCCCGUGGACUCCAAACAAUUUUACCCCUUAUAGCAACAUGGUGGUUUAUCUCUAGCCUCGCAAACCUAGCCUUACCCCCCCUCCCUAACCUCAUAGGUGAAUUAAUAAUUAUUACCUCAUUAUUUAACUGGUCUUGGGGAACCCUUCUAUUAACAGGGUUGGGAACCCUUAUUACUGCCGGCUAUUCCCUGUAUAUAUUCCUUAUGACCCAACGGGGCCCCCUUCCCUCGCAUAUAAUUGCCUUGGAUCCCUCCCACACCCGAGAACAUCUGUUGGUUUCCCUUCACCUCCUCCCCCUCCUCCUCCUUAUCCUUAAACCAGAACUAGUUUGGGGAUGAACUACCU